CCAGGCCGGUCGUCAUGGCAACAUCAAUUUAUGGUCUGUGGAGCUUGUUGUCAUUGGGGACACCGCUGGGCCGGAGUCUACCCCAGUCCACUUUCGCUGAGAGGCUUUCCCCUCCCCCCGUGACCUGCUGACCUCCGUGCGUCAGGUGGAGAAGAUGCUGGCAGCCCACGAGGUCUCCUUCCAACAGCACCUGCGCUCGCUGCGCAAGAAGAUGAGCGCUCUGCACAACAGCACGCUGGCCGCCAUGAAGGCCGCCAACGCCUCCUGCCCCAAACCGGAACCGCCCGCCCACGGCCACCGGCUGGGCCGCGUCUUCUCCGUGGGACACGAGGUCCACUUCCUGUGCAAGCCGGGCUACGAGCUGAUUGGUCCGCAGACACAAGUGUGUCUGGAGUCGCUGAGGUGGAGCGGCCAGGCGCCAACGUGCCGCCACCAGCAAGACGGAGGGUCUGACGGCACCAGAAGCUCCUCCCUCUUCCCUUCUGCUGAUGCCACGCCCUCCUCGCCGCCGCCAUCCUCCAUGAUGUCCGCCUCCUCGCCGUCUCCCCCGCCCGCGCCCUCCUCGGUGCACCCCUCCAACUGCACCCGCCUCCAGGGCGCCAUGCGCUGCACGUGUGACGUGGGCUUCACCAUCUCCGGCCGCGACAACAACCUCUGCACAGACAUCGACGAGUGCCGCCUGUUCUCCCUGGGCCAGCAGGGGCGCCUCUGCGUGCACGAGUGCGCCAACACGCCCGGCAGCUACCGCUGCCUCUGUCCCGCCGGCUACAGGAUCGCCGACGACGGGCGCGGCUGCACAGACUUGGACGAGUGCGACGACGGGGAGCACGACUGCGGCGGCGAGGAGCUCUGCGUCGACACGCACGGAGGUUUCCGCUGCAUGACCGUGGCGUGUCCCCGCGGCAACAACGCCACCUACAUCAAGACGUCGCCAACGCGCUGCGAGAGGAACCCCUGCAUGCUGGGCGACAAGGCGUGCGCCAAGGCGCCCAACUCCGUCUCCUUCCACUUCCUGUCCGUGGUGUCCAACAUGUCGACGCCCCGCGUGCUCUUCCGCGUGUCGGCGGCCCGGGCGCUGGGCGACACGCUGCGCUUCGGGCUGGCGGGCGGCCGGGGGCGGGGCCACUUCAGCGUGCAGCGCUCGGGCCGCCAGACGGGCACGCUCCUCCUGGUGGCGCCCGUGCUGGGCCCCGCCACGCUGGAGGCCGAGGUGGAGAUGAGCGAGCUGGAGCGCCACACCCUGCUGGGCCGAUACCUCACCAAGGUCACGCUCUUUGUGUCGCCUUAUAACUUUUAAAGGACCGCCUUUAGCAUUUUUCAAUUAUUUUUUAUUAUUAUUACCCUAUUUUUCCCGGUACAUAAGCCACACCAACUACAUUUUAGAAACAGUAAAUAUGUUUCCAUAUAUUAGCUGCACGGGACUAUAGCUCCAUUAUAUUACAAUAGCAUGUACAAAUAUGCAUGAAAACACUCCUACGGACGUCACUUUAGUAAGUAAGAAUAGUUUUAGUUAUAUUGUAAAACUUACAAACGAAGAAUCCCUACGAGUACACCGCGGCACCUGCAGUGAGCGAACUCGUCCAAAAGAUGGCGCCGUGGCACAUACAAAAAAACACACCUUUUCAGUGUUUGUUUGUUUUGUUUUUUAACUAUUUGCAUUAUGGCCAUAAAUUAGCCGCAGGGGUCAAAGCGUAGGAAAAACCUAGCAGCUUAGAGUCCGGAAUUUACAGUUGUAUUGGUGUCCCGGAAAAAAAAAUUCACUUCCGAUAUUGGAGCCUUGAGUAUUGGCCGAUACCAAUGUUAACCCGAUACGAUAUCAGCAAAAAUCCUACAUUGUGUUCUUUAGUAGUGUGGCGAAAAGGUUUGAUUCGGUGAAAAUGGUCAAACAGAAAACAAUGGUAGCAAUGAAAAACUUUAGCAUAUUUAUUAUUCACCGUCUGGAAUGGACUAAUGCAGUCUUUAAUUUUUUUGGGGGGGGCGAAUAUACAGUAACUUGAAUGAUGCGGACACGUUUGUUACUGGAUACAUUCUAAUAUGCCUUGGAGAUUUUGUAUAUGUGAGCACUAUGCAACUAUAAUUGUUUGAUAUUGGCUUAUAUUGACAAAUGUGCUGUUUUAUACUUUCAGUUCAUUAAUACGUUAUGUCUAGCUUGUGUGCUAUGGUGUGCUUAGCUGUUGUGUAGCUGCUAGUAGCCUAUAGACUAGCAUGUUUACUUUUUGUAAAUGACUUGACUAAAACACAACAAAAGACCAACCUUGUGAGCUUAUUGGAGGAAUAUGUACUAUUUACUGACUGAAAUGGACGUAUGCUGUCUUUAAGUUGAAGUGGGGGGGAAGAUAAAGUGAAAAAAUACAUAAAUAUGUCAAAUAAAAUAAAUGAAAUAAAAUACAAAGUUGAAGUGGAGUGCUAAUUGUUUUUUUGGCAACAAUAAUUCAUGAAGCAAAGCUCAUGAUACAGUAAGUUGAAUGAUGCGGACACAUUUGUUACUGGAUACUUUCUAAUAUACCUUGAAGACUUUGUAUGUGUAAGUACUAUGCGACUAUAAUUAUUUGACACUUGUUUAUAUUGACAAAUGUGCAGUUCUAUAUUUUCAGUUGAUUAUUUCGUAUGUCUAGCUUGUGUGCUAUGGUAUGCUUAGCUGUUGGCUAGCUGCUAGUAGCCGAGAGCCUAGCAUGUUUACCUUUUGUAAACAACUUGACUAAAACAAAAAAAGACCAACCUUGUGAGCUUAUUUGAGGAAUAAGUACUAUUUACUGUCUGGAACAGACGUAUGCUGUCUUUAAAUUGAAGUGGGAAAAAAUAUUUUACAAAAAAUACAUAAAUAUAUACAAUGAAAUAAAACAAAAUACAAUAAAUGAAAUUACAUAAAAAGUUGAAGUGGAGUGUUAAUUGUUUUUUUUUUGGCGACAAUAAUUCACGAAGUCAAGUUCAUGAUACAGUAAGUUGAAUGAUGCGGACACAUUUGUUACUGGAUACUUUCUAAUAUGCCUUGAAGACUUUGUAUGUGUAAGUACUAUGCAACUAUAAUUAAUUGACACUCGUUUAUAUUGACAAAUGUGCUGUUUUAUAUUUUCAGUUGAUUUUUACGUAUGUCUAGCUAGUGUGCUACAGUGUGCUUAGCUGUUGGGUAGCUGCCAGCUUCUAGUAGCCUAUAGCCUAGCAUGUUUACCUUUUGUAAACGACUUGAGUAAAACACAACAAAAGACCAACCUUCUGAGCUUAUUGGAGGAAUAUGUACUAUUUACUGACUGAAAUGGACGUAUGCUGUCUUUAAGUUGAAGUGGAAAAAAAAUCCAUUGAAAAA
Entelurus aequoreus (snake pipefish) is the source of this 3304-nucleotide messenger RNA. RefSeq names its product fibulin-7-like. The transcript has 7 exons. The record is from RefSeq and is a predicted model, not a curated record. Gene Ontology annotation, molecular function: calcium ion binding. NCBI's taxonomy places the organism in Eukaryota, Metazoa, Chordata, Actinopteri, Syngnathiformes, Syngnathidae. The coding region runs from base 155 to 1297 and encodes 380 amino acids.